AUGAAAUGGACCGCAGACACUUUCCUGAUUGUGGCCUCUGCUGCAGUCGUGACCGCCCAGAUCCUCUUUCGCUGUGCCUACCGCCUCACUCGCCGUCCUAUCCGGCAAGCAUGGUAUCGGGACGAUAGUUGGAUGGCCGUCUCCUUCUUCCCUCUCAUCGCGCGUACCGUGUGUAUAGCAUGGUACUUCGAGCUGCGCCGCACAGACACUCCGGAUCACCAGGUCUUGUCCAAGAAACUAGUCGUGCCGUCGCGCCUGACAUAUGCAAUGUUCAUCUGGUGCAUGAAGCUAUGUCUGCUUCAGUUCUACUCGCGGCUGGAAAACGGCUCCAACAAGGUCUAUCGAGCGAGGCAGGCGCUUUGGUGUUUCCUUGUGGUCAGCUUUCUGAUUAUAUUCCUCGCUACCAUGCUUGAAUGCAGACCGUUGUCUUUAUACUGGGCCCCAACCACACAUGCAUGCCAGAAAGGUGCUAAAAACCUUUUGAUUAUGGCAAGCUUCAAUAUAGCUACCGAUGUUGCAUUGAUCCUCUUUCCGAUCCCAAUGCUUUGGAAAAUGACCUCCCUUAGCGUUCAAGCGAAAGUGCAACUUACGUUGUUAUUCCUGUUUGGAACUGUUGUAAUCAUAAUCACAACCACGCGCCUACCGCUCAUAUUUGUAAACUCCUACUCCCAAACAUCUCGCACUAUGUGGGCGUCGAUAGAGAUUGUGGGCGCCUCCGUUGUCGCCAAUGCCGCGUUCUACUAUGCCUUGUGGAAAGACUUUUUCCGGCGGCGUAAAAAUAACUCUCACUCGGUGCCACUUGUGCCAUACUUUUUCCCGUCUGAGACCUCGCGACCCGCAAGCCAAGCCGUGUGCUUGGGGUCGGACCAGCAGUCGGAGCCUGCGACAAGCUCCGAUAACACAGACCAGGCUGGUAAGAGCGAACUAGGUCUUGUGGAGGCAGGAUAUAAAAGUACAGAACCAUAG
Messenger RNA from Ophidiomyces ophidiicola, 966 nucleotides. RefSeq lists its product as uncharacterized. The coding region runs from base 1 to 966 and encodes 321 amino acids. The transcript has 6 exons. The record is from RefSeq and is a predicted model, not a curated record. Lineage: Eukaryota; Fungi; Ascomycota; Eurotiomycetes; Onygenales; Onygenaceae.